CCCAUUUUUUUUUCAACAAUUUCUAUUUGGGUGUGACCAAUAUAAUUCUCAUAUAUAAAUACAAUCCUUCAAAUUACAAUAUUCAUUAUAUCUCUCAAAAUUCAUCACCAUUCAACAACCGACACCUUCUCCCUCUUUCUACCCCCCAUUCCCUGACGAUUUAUCAUCGUCUGGGUUGAUUUAAGAUCACAAUCACUCAUUCAUCCAUUUCUUCAUCUCAGGUACAUUCAAUUUUGUAUCAGUAACAAGUCAAGCAACCUAAAGGGUUAAGAUGAAGGCAUUGAUUCUUGUUGGUGGAUUUGGAACUAGGCUGAGGCCAUUGACACUUAGUGUCCCUAAGCCUUUAGUGGACUUUGCUAAUAAGCCCAUGAUUUUGCAUCAGAUUGAAGCUCUGAAGGCCGUUGGAGUUACCGAAGUGGUUUUGGCUAUCAAUUACCAACCAGAGGUGAUGUUGAACUUUUUGAAGGAUUUUGAAGCCAAGCUUGGGAUCACAAUUACAUGUUCCCAAGAAACUGAACCUCUGGGUACCGCGGGUCCCUUGGCUUUGGCUAGGGAUAAACUGAUCGAUGAAUCUGGUGAUCCGUUUUUUGUUCUUAACAGUGAUGUUAUCAGUGAAUACCCGUUGAAGCAAAUGAUCGAAUUCCACAAAGGUCACGGAGGAGAGGCGUCGAUCAUGGUUACAAAGGUCGACGAGCCGUCAAAAUAUGGAGUUGUGGUAAUGGAGGAAUCAACCGGGAAGGUCGAAAAGUUUGUCGAGAAACCGAAAAUAUUUGUGGGCAACAAGAUUAAUGCUGGGAUUUACCUAUUGAACCCCUCGGUUCUCGACAAGAUUGAGCUAAGACCCACCUCCAUCGAAAAAGAGGUCUUCCCGAAAAUUGCAGCUGAAAAGCAGCUCUACGCAAUGGUUCUACCUGGGUUUUGGAUGGACAUCGGACAACCAAGAGAUUACAUCACGGGCCUGAGACUCUACCUCGACUCAUUAAGGAAGAAUUCCUCGCCAAAACUUGCUAGUGGCACUCAUAUCAUUGGAAACGUGCUGGUCGAUGAGAGUGCAAAAAUCGGAGAAGGAUGUCUCAUUGGGCCAGACGUAGCCAUAGGGCCCGGUUGUGUGAUUGAGUCUGGUGUUCGACUUUCUCGAUGCACGGUUAUGCGUGGGGUUCGGAUCAAGAAACACGCUUGCAUCUCUAGCAGUAUUAUCGGAUGGCACUCGACUGUCGGACAAUGGGCUCGAGUUGAAAACAUGACUGUUCUUGGUGAAGAUGUUCAUGUUUGUGACGAGAUUUACAGCAAUGGCGGAGUCGUUUUGCCCCACAAAGAGAUCAAAUCUAGCAUUUUGAAGCCAGAGAUAGUAAUGUGAGUCAAAAUUUGUUGGAAAAAUUAGAUUAUUUUCAGGGGAUUUGUAAUUUAAUUAUAUAUUGUUCAUGUUCUUUGUUGCAUAUCUACAUUUUCCUUGAGUGAGUUUUGGAGAAGUUUCCAAUGAAUGUUAAAAAUUGUGUGUACAUAGAAAAAUAAUUGUAUUGGUUUACAGUAUUUGUUAUUUUUUCUAUGGUUUACUUGAUUUUUGUUGUAAUCUUGUAAUAAUACAUUCUUUGGUUGUCUUUGGAGUAAUUUUUCUGUACAA
Amaranthus tricolor (Joseph's coat) is the source of this 1621-nucleotide messenger RNA. RefSeq names its product mannose-1-phosphate guanylyltransferase 1. Bases 272 to 1357 code for a protein of 361 amino acids. The record is from RefSeq and is a predicted model, not a curated record. Gene Ontology annotation, cellular component: cytoplasm. Gene Ontology annotation, biological process: GDP-mannose biosynthetic process; cell wall mannoprotein biosynthetic process. NCBI's taxonomy places the organism in Eukaryota, Viridiplantae, Streptophyta, Magnoliopsida, Caryophyllales, Amaranthaceae. Gene Ontology annotation, molecular function: GTP binding; mannose-1-phosphate guanylyltransferase (GTP) activity. The transcript has 5 exons.